Messenger RNA from Pristis pectinata (smalltooth sawfish), 5809 nucleotides. RefSeq names its product F-actin-monooxygenase mical1-like. The transcript is spliced from 32 exons. The coding region runs from base 936 to 5627 and encodes 1563 amino acids. The record is from RefSeq and is a predicted model, not a curated record. Gene Ontology annotation, molecular function: protein binding. Lineage: Eukaryota; Metazoa; Chordata; Chondrichthyes; Rhinopristiformes; Pristidae.
UGCACAGGCCACGAGGAGGUGGACAAUUAUCUCAUCAGCACUGCAGUCAUCUCAAGGGCAGUAUGCUUCAGGAGUGAUACUGUGGCUCUGCACAAAGGAUCUAUUUGGAAGUGCUUGUUUGUGAGUUCUGGCGGCAAAGCAUUCUGCCAUGUGACUUUGAUAAUCUGCUCGUGGAACCAUCGAACAGAGUCCACCGUGUCCUUCUCCCACAGGGCCACCAGGACAAACUGAGCUGACCACAACCUGAUGGACCUGUGGUCAGAGGUGUUUAUCCACAGGAACUUUUCUACAAAGGACAGGCGGUGUGGCAAGGUCCAACUGAAUAGGACAUUGUGUGACAAUGAAGGCAGGCCCUUCCUUCACAUCGGGGAUGGGCAGAACCUCAGGACCCAAUGACAUUUGGUGUUUGCGUACUGAGAACCUACACACAACAUGAUGCAGUGACACACAAAGGUGGCCAUCAGGGUGAGGGCUAUGGAGAAACAAGCGACUGCAGGUCUAGAGCAAAAAAACACAGGAUGCCGGAGAAACUUAGUGGAUCAGACAGCAUCUGUGAAGGGAAAUGGACAAUCAAUGUUUUGGGUCGAAACCUGUCAUCUGGACUGAAAGAGAAGUACAGUUCCCUCAUUCACUUCCUGGUUGUGUCACUCUGCAUCAGAUCCCGCCCAUGCUGAUUGUAAGAGCAAACAAUAAGUCACUGACGGGAACAUCUGCACCCAGGGAUUGCUAAAGUCCGGGAGCUGAGAGACAGGGAAGACGAUUGUGCAUUUUAUUGAUGCAUUAAUUUCAUAACUUGAUGCGAUUGGCUGAAGAUUGUUGAAGUCCAGCUCCCGAUCGGAUUUGCAACCAUUUGAAGCUUCGUCAAAACCAGAUGCACUGACUUGAAGAAUACUGGGAAUCCUGGCAGACAGCCUUGAGUAAGAAUAUUUGCCACAAUGGACAACGAAGCUCACAGUCUCUUUGAGAAGUUCCUGCAAGGAAAGACAUGUAGGGAGACGCUGAGUCUAUUCCAGGAGCUCUGCCGCCUUCUGUGCCUGGAUCCCACAGACUAUCGCAGCUUCUACCACAAGCUCAAAGGCAGCCUCAAUUACUGGAAGGCCAAAGCCUUGUGGGCUAAACUGGAUAAACGAGCAGCACAUAAGGAUUAUGAGCAAGGCCAGGCUUGUGUCAACACAAAGUGUUUGGUUCUAGGAUCCGGCCCGUGUGGUCUCCGAACUGCCAUUGAGCUUGCAUUUCUUGGGGCCAAAGUCUUUGUUGUAGAGAAAAGAGAUGAUUUCUCACGGAACAAUGUACUGCACCUGUGGCCAUUCACCAUCCAUGACCUGCGAGCUCUUGGAGCUAAGAAAUUUUAUGGAAAAUUCUGUUCUGGUUCACUUGACCAUAUCAGUAUCCGACAACUGCAGCUUAUUCUGCUGAAAGUGGCCCUCAUCCUAGGUGUUGAGAUCCAUGUAAAUGUGGAAUAUAAAGGAUUAAUAGAACCUCCAAAGGACAAAGGGACAGGGUGGCGAGCUCACCUUCUCCCAGCUGGUCAUCCAGUGUCUGAUUAUGAAUUUGACGUGUUUGUCUCUGCUGGUGGAGGCAAAUAUGUUCCUGAAGGAUUUAAGAAGAAAGAGAUGAGAGGAAAACUGGCAAUUGGAAUCACGGCCAAUUUUGUUAACAACCACAGCACAGCAGAAGCUAAAGUCCAAGAAAUUAGUGGAGUCGCCUACCUCUACAACCAGAAGUUUUUCCAACAGCUCCACAAGGAAACAGGCAUUGAUCUGGAAAACAUCGUCUAUUACAAGGAUGAUACUCAUUAUUUUGUGAUGACUGCAAGAAAACAGAGCCUGCUCAAAUAUGGAGUCAUUCACGAGGACAAGCAGGACGCGGGUUCUCUGCUCUCUGCACACAACGUUAAUUCCGACUCCCUCCUACGCUACGCUCAUCAGGCUGCAAAUUUCUCCACGAAGCAGCAGCUGCCAAACCUAGAAUUUGCCACAAAUCACCAGGGAAAGCCGGAUGUUGCCAUGUUCGACUUCACCUGCAUGUACAGGUCAGAAAACUCCGCUCUGGUGAAGGAACGACAUGGACGUCGGUUACUGAUCGCCUUGGUGGGAGACUGUCUGGUGGAGCCCUUCUGGCCUCUAGGGACUGGAAUUGCACGUGGAUUCCUCGCAGCUUUUGAUGCUGCAUGGUUAGUGCGGAAGUGGGGCAAAGGAAUUGCCCCUGUGGAGCUCCUGGCUGAGAGGGAGAGUAUCUAUCAACUGCUGUCUCAGACUACCCCUGAAAACACAAACAAGAACAUUAGUCAAUACAGCAUUGAUCCACUCACUCGAUAUCCCCAUGUUAACCUCAGCUAUUUCAAACCUAACCAGGUGCAACAUCUGUAUGAUACAGGGCAAACCACAGAUCUGGAGAACAAGACCAGCCAGCCAAAGGGAAAGAUGCUUCGAAAUGAUUCUGGUACAGGAUAUGAGGAGCUGCUUAACUGGUUCCAAGUACUCACAGAAGGGUACAAGAAUGUAAAGGUCGUUGACCUGACAGCAUCCUGGAAGAGUGGUCUGGCAUUGUGUGCACUCAUUCAUCAUUUUCGCCCUGACCUUAUUGACUUUGAGAGUUUAAAAGAAGAAUCUGUGGCAGAAAACAACCAACUAGCCUUCAAUAUAGCGGAAAAUGAGUUUGGAAUCUCACCAAUAAUGACAGGGAGAGAGAUGGCUACUCUCGCUAGUCCUGACAAACUCAGCAUGGUCAUGUACCUGACCCAGUUCAAUGAGUUCUUCAAGAAUUUACCCCCAGGUCACCAAGGCAGUAGCAAAAAGACGAUGAUGUCUCUGGCAUCUGCUAAGUCAGCGCUCAUGUUCCUUAGUUCGCUGCGGAAAAGUGUGGCCAACAAACGAAGCUCAGUGGAAAAAACAGAUUUUGACACUGACAAAAAGAGACAAAAGGCUGAGGCUGAACACGGAACAUUAUCGACAGAAGAUCCAAAUAUGUCCUUGGUUAGGCAAAAAGCGAUAGAUUCGCCAUGGACUGAGAACAGCAAAGAGCAAAAUGAACAUCCAGAGAAAUCCAUUGAGACAACUGGUGAAGUUAAAAGACAGGGCUCCUUCAGGCAGGUGGAAGGCCCCAGCAGCAGUGAGGUCUGCUAUUUGUGUAAGAAGCGGGUCUAUGUGGUGGAACGCUGCAGUGCCGAGGGCCACUUCUUCCACCGGGGCUGCUUCACGUGUCACCAGUGCGGUACCACCCUGCGCCUCGGAAACUAUGCCUUUGAUAGCAGAGAUGGCAAGUUCUAUUGCACUGUUCACGACACCAGUUCACUGAGCUCCAAUGAGAAAAAUGAGGCAGAAUCAGCUUCAACUGCAAGUAAGGAUGUUCUGGAUGGAGAAAUGGAAUGGUGCAUUGCUUUGGAGAAGAUUGGAGAUCACAAACCAAGUGCUGAAGCAUCAGUGGACAAAAGUGAAGAGAUUGGCUUUGAUAAAGACCAGAUGGACAUUGAAAAGCAGCUAAAGGAAGGCAUUGAUCAAUGUGACAGGCAAACAGAAUCGGCAGGAAAAUACGGAGAAGAAGACAUAGAUGAAGGUCUCCAAGAUUUGGGAGAAAUUGAAAACCAAUGGGAUGAAGAAAACAAACUCACAGAGAAAGGUCCUUUUGAAUGCACAGAACAUAGCAGAGUGCCUGUCAUGAGGCAUCUUGCAUCACCUGGCAGGAACCCUUCACCAGACAUGGAUCAGGCUUUUGUUUCACAAUCUAUGGUAGACCACCAGAGGUCUGACCAUGAAUCCAGCAGUAACUCCAGUCUUGCAGCAGGAUCUGGAAGAAAUUCCAUGGAUUAUAAAAAUAAUGUUGAAUCAGCCAAUGCAGAGUAUAAACAUCAUUGUGAAGAAUGUUCUCCAUCAGCUACCCAGUCUACAGCUACAACAUAUCUCACUGGCACAAACAACAUCCCGUCUUCUUCUUUUGAACCAGUGCUUGAUGACAGUGUCAGGCCAGCUGGCAAUAAAACUAAAAUUAAUGCUGAGAGAGUUGAUAUCUCCAAGACAAAGCAGAACUCAACUUCUGAUAAGAUUAUCAAAGCAAAUCUUGAGUUCCCCGAGUCGUUUACCCCUGAGUCUUUACCUUCACAUCCUAGCAAACCCUUGCACAUGGACAAUGUCAACGGGACAAUAAAUACCGUCAACUGUAAGGAAGCUUCCACAAAUGAAUACCAGAGUUGCAUAGCUUCUCCUGGUGUUAAUAGUGUAAACAUUAAAGUGAGUGUAGAGGACACUGUAAGGGAAUCUGAGUCUAGCUGUCUUCCAACAGAACUAUCUUCACUGAACUUUGACUUUAAACUAGCCAUGGAUGAGGAGAAAGACAAUGGCACAGUCCCAAAGAAGAGACUGACUCUCUCACCAAGCAUAAGACGCAAACUAACCAGACUUAGUGUAACCUCAGAAUCUGAAUCAGAUGGUCAGGAUGAUGACACACUGCACGUUAUUAGGUCAGAUGACAAACUACCAUCUGGGAGUUCAAGACUCCUUCCAUCAACUUGCAUCAGUGCAGAAUUCCAAGACUCGGGUCGGGAACGGGAGAUGCCAAGUAACUCCUCAUCCACACCAAGGAUAGGAAACAGCAGGAGCAUUGAAGAGCAAGAAAGAAGUCAGGCUUAUUGGGACAUGUUAGGUCCAAACUCAAACGACAAAUCUCAUCCAAAUGCAACUCAGCCAUUGUGUGCCAACAAUCAAUUAGAAGUACCGAAGGAUAAAACCAUGGGCGAAUUUGCACAAGAUGACAAACCAAAUGAGAAAGACUCAGGUUCUGAAACAUCAAAGUUUAAGAUUCCUCAUUUUUCCAAAAUGUUUUCUCGUAUAUCAAAAAGAGAGAAGAAAACUAAAGAACCUGUAAAUGUUACUCAGUUGCCAAAACCAGAGAUAUCAAUAGCCCAGGUAUCUUCUGUGUCCCAAGAGGAAGUGAAAUCUUGCAUCCUGAAUGAUGAUGAGGAACUGCAUGAAGAUGAGGAGGAGUCCGUAAGUGAAGAUGAACUGGAAUACAGCACCGAGCCACUACUCAAAGCUAAGCCAAGUCCUGAGGAGGCGGCUGCACGGCGGGAAACGUGGCGACGGAGAACCAUUGAACGUCGUGCAAAGCAGGAAGAGAUGGCAAGGCUUUUGAAAGCGCAGAUGAUUCAGAGGCGGUUGGAAGAGAUCGAACAGAUGUACCACGAGCUGGAGCAGAAAGGGAUUCUUCUGGAAGAAGAAAUGCGCAAAGGGGCAGGGGACCAACCACAGAUGAUGCAGUCCUGGUUUACUCUGGUGCAGGACAAGAACAAGCUCUUAAAUGAGGAGUCCGAGCUGAUGAUCAGUGGCCGUGAGCUGGAACUGCAGGAUCAGAAGAGCAGACUGGACCAGGAGCUGAGAAGGUACAUGAGCAUGAAUGCAUCAGAGAAGUCAAAGGAGGACCAUCUUGAAGAGGAGAGGAUUUUCAAAGAGAUGAUUGAGGUGGUGAGGAUGAGGGACAAGCUGGUCACGUUCUUGGAGCAGCAGAGACUACAGGAGCUAGAGCAACAUGCCAUCGUGGUUCCAGGAGCUGCAGCCAAAGACCUCUCUUUGAAUGACUUUUUGAAGUUUCGCCUCAGCAGAAGUGUUGCUUCCUGUACAGGAAUUCCUGGCUAAAGGGUCACACCUCACCCGUUUGUUCCAACACAGUCAGUAACUGCAGUGUUCUGCUGUAAGCUGCUGCUGUUACUUGCACAAUCACCUGGGAGGAAUUGAUGAUUAAAACACUGGCAACCAUUAUCUGUUUGUACAUCAGUUUCAAAGUUCCCAGUAAUAAAGUCUAUUUUAGGCAGCAACAA